CACACGUGACGACGGAGGCGGCGCUGGCGGCGCAGAGUGCAAAUGAUGGCGCACAUCGGUGGCCAGGCUCUGAACCCGGUGACCCUGCGCAGCACAUUCCUUGCCGCCGACCAGGGACACAAUGGAGCUAUUGACUAUCGAGAGCUUCAGAUGGCCCUAUCCUCGGGUACAUGGCGACCCUUCAAUAUGGAAACGGCCAAGAUGCUGGUCGACCUAUUCGACCGAAAUCAUGACGGCACCAUCAACUUCGACGAGUUCGCCGAGCUCUAUCGCUUCGUGACAGAUUGGUCAUCAGCUUUUCGGCACUUCGACAAGGACAACACCGGCAGCAUGGAAAACAGUGCGCUCCAGACUGCACUGCGCGAGUUUGGCUACAACGUGUCUGACCGGUUCUCCGAUCUCCUAGUGCGCCGGUACGACAAAAACGGCAAGAUCUACUUCGACGAGUUUAUUCAAAUUUGUAUGUUCAUCAAGAACGCGACAGAUGCAUUUCGUCGGUACGAUCGCCAAAAGACAGGCGAAGUGAAUGUCCGUUUCGAGGAGUUCGUCCUUAUGGUCAUGCUGGUGCUCGUAUAGAACACAUUGAUUAACAGGACAAAUUUAGACAUAAUGCGCGUUGUGGUACCUUCGAUCACACCAGACAUUCAGGAGCGAGUUGGUGAUCAUGUGCUGGCUGCGCUCUGCUUGUUCUGCAAUGGCCGGUUGGAUAUACAGAAAUUCACGUAUAUAUAUUUCUGAUUCUUCUUCUUUGCA
Molecule: messenger RNA, 753 nt
Organism: Ornithodoros turicata
Lineage: Eukaryota; Metazoa; Arthropoda; Arachnida; Ixodida; Argasidae
Product: programmed cell death protein 6-like
Exons: 1
Coding region: 43-576 (177 amino acids)
Molecular function (GO): calcium ion binding
Source: RefSeq, a predicted model, not a curated record